This is a messenger RNA of Ectocarpus siliculosus, 2746 nucleotides long. The record is from the annotation of a GenBank genome assembly. Lineage: Eukaryota; Phaeophyceae; Ectocarpales; Ectocarpaceae.
AUGCCCGACUUUUCGCUCAUCUCUGCACCGUCUCCGCAGGAUCGCCUGGGUGUCAACCAACCGGGGCAUCAGCCGACGGGCGCAGCCGUCGCAGGCGCGGCGGCGACGGUUUUUCACGACGCGGUGAUGACCCCAAUGGACGUCGUCAAGCAGCGCCUGCAGCUGGGCUACCACAAGGGGAUGCUGGACUGCGUGUUGACUAUCCAGCGGACGGAAGGGACGCAGGCGUUUUAUCGAAGUUUCCCGACGACGUUGUUCAUGAACAUCCCGUACGGGUGCGUCAUGGUUGCCGUGAACGAGAGCCUGAAGCAUGUCAUGCGUCCCGCGGGUGACUACGACACAAAGACCUUCCUCCUUGCCGGGAGCGGCGCCGGUGCCGUCGCUGCGGUGGCGACGAACCCCCUCGACGUCGUCAAGACGCGCUUGCAGACGCAAGCGUUCCGGGGGGCAGCAGCGCCGCUAGCAGCGCGCUCGGAAGGCUUCGCAGCGCCUAAGGAAGGGGCAACGGGGACGGGACUGCACAGCGCGGCGGCUAGGUGUGCGACCGGGCGGUGCGGCGCGGACAAGCCUGUAGUGACACUGCAGUACCAGGGGCUGGUUGACGCGGUGCGGCAAAUCCACGCUACAGAGGGUGCCGCUGGAUUUUUCCGCGGAGCCUUGCCACGGUUACUGGUGCACAUGCCCUCGGUAGCCAUCUCGUGGACGACGUACGAGACGGUCAAGGUCUGGCUGUCGGAAGGGGCUUCUCGGGGGGGACGCUAGAUACUACAUGGAGUUUUUUCCGGGAGCACGCGUGCCUGCUGUCGUCUUUUGAGGGCUUUAAGGCUGUAGGGCCAUUCCAAGAGAGAAAAUAAACGAAGGCCAUCCGGCGGGGGGAGCAUGGAGCGUAGCUUGUUUAGUCUGCCAGUGUCGAGAUUUGAGCGAUGUUUUUUGAGUGAAGUGCUCAUGGCGACGCCCGAUUUCUGCGCACGGGCAGACCGGUUGUCCAUUUCCACGAAGGAAAAGCGCAGGUUUGUCAGGGAUACUGGCUUCUUCGUAGGGAAUCACGCAUCCAGCGUUGAGCGCAGCACGCUGGAGGUUUGCGGGAAAAAAAAUUCAUGAUGUUUCGCCUUCAUGUUUUUUAUUUAUCAGAUUUGAGUUUUUUGUGUGUGUGCGGUGUUGUUUGUUGGUGCUGCGGAGUCGGGUAAGAGGUGUCGCUCGCUUGGGCGGCGACAUUUCCUGUAUCCCUCGUUAUCCUCGCGGCACAGGACGACAACAUCGUUCAGGAAGUCAUGGUGCGCGGCUACUGCUGUUUCUAUUUGGGUCUUACAAUGUUUGGGGAAAGAAGGAAAAAGGGUGUCCUAUUUCUGUUCCGAUUUUGACAUGAAAUGUGCGAAAUAGAUACCGAACUGGUUCGGCUCUUUACUCCGUGUGCAGUAGGCGGUUUCUUGGUGAUUCCUUCGCAAGCGCCGGAGGAGAGCUGUAGUGUUUUUUGCACUUUGUGUAAGGGUGAGCGUCGCCGGUGUGAAGUUCGCCAAAUUUGUUUUUCUGUGGGAGGUUGGCCGCGGAUGCUUGUGGAUGCGCGACGGUUUCGCUGCUUGGCAGCUGCUGCGGAGGUAUCGAUUGGUGCCUUGCUAUGAGGGCACAACCUGGUUUUGUUUUUGUGCUACCGUGAGAUGAAAAAUUAUUUGACGGUGUCGCUAGCAGAACGAUGUGUGCGCCUAGUUUGAGCCCCAUAUUUUGGGAGGCGUUUAAUUGUGGCGCGCAACGUCGAAGAGGAGGAGGGUGGGGCUGACAGAGAGGUUGAAAUUCGGUACCAUUGGUAUAUACUCAUAGGGGGAGCUGGAUAGGCCGGGGUAAGUCUACUUGCGAUGGAUACGCUAAACCAACAUGUUUCAGACCGCGGAGGCGGCUCGCUGCUUUGCGGUCUUGUUUGUGAUGUGGGUGGCAUAGCGUCAACGAAAACACUCCAAACAAAGUGUUGUGAGUAACGCUGUUGGUGGGCAGCUACCUUUCCAUAUUCAAAGCAGGCGCGUUUGUUCACUCGAAAACGGCGAUAUCUCGUGUUACCACUGCGAAAACUUUUGUUUGUAUGCAUACAUGGGGUAAGUCUUCGACAAGUGGCCCCCUCACCACUCUAGUCGAACCGACUUCGAUACCGGUAAUUUCGUCCUUUUCGACUUCGAUACCGGUGAUUUCGUCCUUUUUUUCUACCACCAGAACCAGGCAAUUCGCCCGCACCGCUCGCACAAUGCGUCACCUUGUGCCACAUCCGGCCAACUCCAUGCUUCAGGUCAACAGCAUCGUUACACCACACUCGAAAAAACGAAGAAAGCUCCACACUCGAACAAAGCUCCGUGCUGCAGGUCAACAGCGCCGUUGCACUUUUUCACUUAAAAAACAUUAGUCUGGUGUUCCAGACAAAACCCGGAUCGCUUUUCCAGCCAAUCCAUGUGAUGGGAGCGAGCCACUCCCAUCCUCGCGAACAGCGAAACAGCUUCCUUCGUUCACAACUCCAACAAAAAUACAAGAUUUACGUCACAUCGAAAAUCAGCAGGGGGCGUACGCACACAAUUUAAGUUUUUACUCAGUCUGUUCCCCGAGAGGUGAGAGCUCGAAAAACAGGGCUCGCUGGUUUCGACCAUUCGCAACAGGAGUAGCCCUGAUAUCCUCCUUACCUUGUGGCUCGUUACACACCGCGCUGCAGCCAACAACGCACACACGAUUUUCGUACUGUAGACGAGAACGACUCGCCUACUGUACGAGG